Molecule: messenger RNA, 4206 nt
Organism: Erinaceus europaeus (western European hedgehog)
Lineage: Eukaryota; Metazoa; Chordata; Mammalia; Eulipotyphla; Erinaceidae
Gene: ATP8B3
Product: ATPase phospholipid transporting 8B3
Exons: 28
Coding region: 140-4150 (1336 amino acids)
Biological process (GO): Golgi organization; phospholipid translocation
Cellular component (GO): plasma membrane
Molecular function (GO): ATPase-coupled intramembrane lipid carrier activity; magnesium ion binding; ATP hydrolysis activity
Source: RefSeq, a predicted model, not a curated record
GCCCCCAGCUCAGGCCCCCAAGCCCAGGGCGGCGACUCACCGCCAGGUGGGUCUGCAGGCCACACAGGUGAGGCACGCAGCCCGGAGUGAGCCCCAGGCCCCACAGGGGCCUCCGUGUCACUUGCCCCCACCCUGCAGCAUGGACCCAGAAGUGUACCAGGACAUGGAGGAGGACACAGCCACAGGCUUCACCUGGGAGGUGAAGGCCAACAGCCGCGCCUUCAACCAGCGGUUCAAGGAGAAAGUCUUUCUCUGCUGGACUCGGCACAAGUACAAGACCAAUGUGAUCCACACGGCCAAAUACAACUUCUUCUCCUUCCUGCCCCUGAACUUGUUUGAGCAGUUCCAGCGCAUGUCCAACCUCUACUUCCUCCUCAUCAUCAUCCUCCAGGGCAUCCCCGAAAUCUCCACGCUGCCCUGGUUCACCCUCUUUGCCCCGCUGGUCUGCCUCAUCAGCCUCCGAGCCGCUCGGGACCUGGUGGACGAUAUCGGGCGACACCGGAGUGACAGGAUUGUCAACCGGAGGCCCUGCAAGAUCCUGGUGGGGAAGAGCUUCCUGUGGAGAAGAUGGAUGAACCUGUGCGUGGGGGACCUGGUGUGCCUCCACAAGGACAACACCGUGCCGGCCGACCUGCUCUUGCUGGUCAGCACGGAGCCCAGCAGCCUCUGCUACGUGGAGACGGCGGAUAUUGACGGGGAGACGAACCUGAAAUUCAGACAGGCUCCCAUGGUCACCCACCACGCCCUCACCAGCGUGCGGAACAUUGCCAACUUCCAAGGCAAGGUGGUGUGCGAGGAGCCCAACAGCCGGAUGCACCACUUCGUGGGCUGCCUGGAGUGGAAGGGCCACAAGUACCCGCUGGACAGCGGCAACAUCUUGCUGCGCGGCUGUAAGAUCCGAAACACAGACACCUGCUACGGGAUGGUCGUCUAUGCCGGCUUCGACACGAAGAUCAUGAGGAACUGCGGGGACGUGCGGCUGAAGAGAACCAAGAUCGACGUCCUGAUGAACAGGCUGGUGGUGCUGAUCUUCCUGCUGCUGGUGCUGGUGUCGCUGCUGCUGACUGUGGGCUUCUGGGACAAGGUGCGGGAGGUGAAGGCCAAGCACCACUACCUGUGGGCCAGCCACCCCCGCAGCGCCGAGGCCGAGAGCUUCCUCCUCUUCUGGGGCUUCCUCAUCCUGCUGAGCGUCAUGGUGCCCAUGGCCAUGUUCAUCAUGGCGGAGUUCGUCCAUCUGGGCAACAGCGUGUUCAUCGGCUGGGACGCGGAGCUGCUGGACGCCGAGCGGGGCCUGUGGGCGCGGGCGCGCAGCACCAGCCUGAGCAACGGGCUGGGCCAGGUGCAGCACGUGUUCUCCGACAAGACCGGCACCCUCACGCGCAACGUCAUGACCUUCAACAAGUGCUGCGUGGCCGGCCGCGUCUACGGUCCUGAUGAAGAGGCGGCCUCCGAGAACCCCUACGCCUGGAACAAGUUCGCGGAUGGCAAGCUGCGCUUCUUCAACCGGGAGCUGCUGACGGCCGUGCGCACAGGGCAGGACCCCUCCGUGCAGGAGUUCUGGCGGCUGCUGGCUCUCUGCCACACCGUCAUGGCGCAGGAGAAGGAUGACCAGCUGGUGUACCAGGCGGCUUCCCCUGAUGAGGAGGCGCUGGUGACGGCCGCCCGCAACUUUGGCUUCGUGUUCCUGGCACGCACGCAGGACAGCAUCACGCUGGUGGAGCUCGGCGAGCAGCGAGUCUACCAGGUUCUGGCCAUGAUGGAUUUCAACAGCGUCCGCAAGCGGAUGUCGGUGCUCGUGCGGGACCCCGAGGGCACCAUCGUCCUGUACACCAAGGGCGCCGACACCGUCAUCUUCGAGCGUCUGCGUCGGAAGGGUGUCACCGAGUGGAACACGGAGGAGGCCUUAGCCAGCUUCGCCCAGCAGACCCUGCGGACCCUGUGCCUGGCCUACAAGAAGGUGGACAAGAGCGACUUUGAGAGCUGGCACCAGCGCCACCAGGAGGCCAGCAUCAUGCUGCACAACCGCGCGCAGGCGCUGCAGCAGGUUUACGAGGAGAUGGAGCGCGACCUGCAGCUGCUGGGCGCCACGGCCAUCGAGGACCGGCUGCAGGACGGGGUCCCCGAGACCAUCCAGUGCCUGAAGGAGGGCAACAUCAAAGUGUGGGUGCUCACGGGGGACAAGCAAGAAACUGCUGUCAACAUCGGCUUCGCCUGUCAGCUGCUGUCGGAGGACAUGCUGAUCCUGGAGGAGAAGGACAUCCUCCAGAUCCUGGAGGCUUACUGGGAGAGCAACGGCGACGGCGGCGGCGGGGAGGAGAAGCGGAGCCGCCUCAAGAACCGGCUGCCCGCGCACUUGAAGAUGGCCAUGGUGCUGAAUGGGGACUUCCUGGACCAGCUGCUGCACAGGGACGCCGGCCUGCCGGGCUGUGGGCCGCUGGACAGCUCGUCGUGGCAGGAGCCGGGGCCGCUCGAGGAGGACGCGCUCGGCCGGCGCAAGGUGUCGCUGCUGUGGCGGGCGCUGGACAUGCCGCUGCGGGGCGCGGGGCUGGGGGGCCGGGACCCCGAGGCGGAGGAGCGCGCCAGCCUGGAGCGGCGGCAGGAGCUGGCCUUCGUGGACCUGGCGGCCCGGUGCCAGGCCGUGCUGUGCUGCCGCGUGACACCCCAGCAGAAGGCGCUGGUCGUGGCGCUGGUCAAGAAACACCUGAACGUCGUCACCCUGGCCAUCGGCGACGGCGCCAAUGACAUCCACAUGAUCAAGACGGCGGACAUCGGUGUGGGGCUGGCGGGCGCGGAGGGCAUGCAGGCCGUGCAGAGCAGCGACUACGUACUGGCUCAGUUCCGCUUCCUGCGCCGCCUGCUGCUGGUGCAUGGCCGCUGGUCCUACCUGCGCGUGUGCAAGUUCCUGCGCUAUUUCUUCUACAAGACGGUGGCCAGCAUGCUGGUGCAGGUCUGGUUCGCCUUCUACAGCGGCUUCUCUGCGCAGCCGCUCUACGAGGGCUGGUUCCUCGCGCUGUUCAACCUGCUGUACAGCACGUUGCCCGUCCUCUACAUCGGCCUCUUCGAGCAGGACGUGAGCGCGGAGGAGAGCAUGCGCCGGCCGGAGCUGUACGUGGCGGGGCAGCGGGACGAGCUCUUCAACCUGCGGGUGUUCCUGCGGGCGCUGGCCCACGGCGCCGCCACGUCCAUGGUCAACUUCUUCUUCACGCUGGGCGCCGGCUGGGACUCGGGGCCCCUGCACAGCUACCAGGCCUUCGCCGAGGCCGUGGCCAUGUCCUGCCUGCUGUCCGUCACCGUGGAGGUCGUCCUCAUCAUCAGGUACUGGACGGUGCUGGCGCUGCUGGCGCUGGGCCUGAGCCUGGGCGCCUACGUGACUGUCACCUGGGCCACGCAGAGCUACUGGCUGUUUCGCCUCUCCCCCAAGACCUUCCCCUUCCUGUACGUGGACUUCAACGUGCUAAGGGAGCCCUGUACCUUCCUGGUGGUGCUGCUCAACGUGGCGGUGAACACGCUUCCCGUGCUGGCCCUGCGCCUGGUGCAUAAGGCCCUCAGGAAGCCACGUCGCAAGGUGGAGGUGCCAGUACCCAUCCCGAUCGAGGAGCCAGUCCCCUACCUGCGGAGGGACACCCGCGCCCGGCGCUCCAGCUACGCCUUCUCCCACCGCGAGGGCUACGCCGACCUCAUCACGCAGGGCACCAUCCUGCGGCGGUCUGGCGGCAUGGAGAGCGACAUCCUCAGGGACCCGGGCGUGCAGUCCGACGUGGACCUGGGACCCGAACAGCGGGAGCCCCGGCAGUGGCUGGGGAGGCGGUGGCUGAGGCCACGAGGCAGGGUCUCCUCGGACCACACCCAGUCCUCUGUCAGCUCCUCCAUGACCAAGGAGCGGCCAAAGUCCCCCGCCCCGAGGAGCCCCGCAACCCCCGAAGACGCACAGCCGCCGCCUCCCUCGGAGCCCCCCAUCCCGGGGAGCCCCCAGCCCCCCGAGUACCAGCAGAGCUCCCACGAGAGGCUGCUCCAGUGGGACUUCCUGUGGCCCCUGGUCUGGUGGAGGAGACCCACCAAGGAGGAGCGGGGCCUGGCACUCCCAAAGGCCCAGCCGCAGGAGGGGGCAGACACCCCGGGGCAGGACGAGGGUGGGGGACACCCACCGUGAGGGGCCCACCUUUUCAUCCAGUAAACCAGGUGCCCCUGGCCCCUGGGCUCCUCAGG